GUUGGUGUUCUCCUCGCAGUGGAAAACCUCCGUCAAGAAACCGCAAUAAUGAAGUCAACCAAGUGCCGUAUGUUACGGUAGUUACCCUGCGCAAUACGUCUCCCCCGACAAACCCAUCCCCAAUUGUUCGUGUAACUCCCAACAAUAAUCCGACGUUACACGAGGCAGUGCUAGUGUUUCUCCUCCCUCGCACACGAGUAAGCCUGCCGAGUGGGCAAAUGGCCGCCGUAUUGCCGUGUUUGCAUCGAAUAUUUCCCACCGAGCGGUCCCCCAGGCGAAACCAAUGAUGUCCUAAUCCCCCAAUUUCCCCGGAGUGAUUCCCCACGGAGGUCUCAACCCCCAAAUGAUCGUCAAGUGGCCCAAAACAUUGAGGAAGUGAAGUGAUCAGGUCAGGUGUGAGCCUUUCCCCUCAAUUAAACCGAACGAAAAACUGUGCAGUCAAGGCCCCGAGUGAUUGCACCCGGGCGAUGAGCAGUGAUAGAAUCGGCCCGGUUAUGAAAUCAGUGUCGGAGGGUGAACUCGGUGAAAUCGGUGCCACUAGAGAGCCCACAAUUCUGGGCGUGGAUGAGGUUAAAGAUCCCCGCAAUCCCAACUCGCGAUUAAAAAGAACGUUCACAUUGCCGAAAAAUCCGUUUCAAAGUGCAACGAGAAUGUCCAGAAGACGGGGUAAACAGCGUGACACCAAGGAGAACAAUAACAACAGUCGUGAUAGCAUUAGAAUGAGUGACAAUGGUUUAUCGAAUAACAAUAAUUAUCAGGAUAAACCUGGCAAGGUAUUCAGGCGGCUCUCGUGGAGGAAAUUCCUCCACAAGAUUGAAAAACAUAUGCCCAGUGUGCAGGCCCGCAAAGUGGCUAGACGCGAUGACAUUGCAUCCAGUGCCAAUGACAUGAGAGUUCCACCCCCGAGGCCAGCCCACAUACCCCCAGACCGAGUACCCGGGGUGAUUGGUCUCAGAAAUCAUGGCAACACUUGCUUCAUGAACGCUGUUCUGCAGUGCUUGUCGCACACUGACAUACUUGCUGAGUACUUUGUGCUGGAUCAGUACAAGGUCGAUCUAUCUAGGAGAAAUAAAUUGAAUUCCAAGAAGUAUGGAACGAAGGGGGAAAUCACUGAGCAGCUUGCUCUGCUGCUCAAGGCCAUUUGGAGCUGUCAGUAUGAUCCUGAGAUGAGCACUGCUUUUAAGAGUGUUGUGGAUAAGUAUGGGAGCCAGUACAGGGGGAAUCUGCAGCACGAUGCUCAGGAGUUUCUGCUUUGGCUGCUGGAUAAGGUCCACGAGGACCUUAAUCAGGCUACGAAGAAGAAGUACAAGAUUAUUAAGAACUCAUUUGGACGCCCAGAUGACAUUGUGGCAGCUGAAACACUGGCUAAUCAUGUGCGCUGCAAUCACUCCUUCGUCCACGAGGUGUUCCAGGCGCAAUUUAGAUCGAGUCUGACUUGCCCCAGGUGUAAUCGACAAUCAAACACAUUUGAUCCGUUCUUGUGUGUCUCUAUACCAGUGCCACAGCAGCAGAGGCAAAUGAAUCUUUUUGUUAAUGUUUUGUACACCUCGCAACAGCCUCGACAAGUGAGAAUUGGGGUCAGUGUGAAUCAAGCUGCGAAUAUUAAAGAACUUCGGGAGAUACUGGCGAGUGAUACCGGCAUUGAGGAGAGUCACAUGCUGUUGACAGAAGUACAUGAUGAAGGUUUUCACAGAACCUUUUCGGAUUGUCAACCCCUCUCAGUAAUAACUGAGAACGACCCCCUCUACUGUGUAGAGCUCCCCCAGCUGAAAGAGCCCACAGAGCAGGCCUACAUCCUCCUGGUAUGGGUGAACGUCCUGGUGAAAGGUGACUUACGAGAGAGAUUUGGAAGUCCCUACACGAUGCAGGUGUCCCGAGAAACAUCCUACGAGGACCUCCAGAAGCUUCUCCUUAAAGAAAUGCACACAACCCUCUCAGAAGACGUUUUGACCUCGAGUCAGACGCCUGGUCUGUUCAACAUCAGGGUAGCAGACCCCGCUGCAACCCCAAUCCAGGACGAGCAUCCUUGCAUCGACCCCUGUGUCGAGCACCCACUCUACACUGAGCAGAUAGAGCAGGCAUUAGCCCUCUGUGCUGACGACUCUGGUCCCCAGCACGUCAAGCUUAUCCUCGAGUGGGACGAGGCGACCAAAUCCAACAUAAUUCAGGACGACUCUGAUCAGAUCGAGGAGCACGCAAGUGUCAAACAACUGAAGACUAAUGCUGAGUUGGGGGGGACUGUUACUCUGGAGGAAUGCUUUGAUUUAUACACGAGGGAGGAGAUUCUGGGGGCUGAGGAUGCCUGGCACUGUCCCUACUGCAAUAGAAAGCAGGAGGUUGUAAAAAAGCUGGGAUUGUGGUCAUUGCCCGACAUCCUGGUGAUUCAUCUCAAGAGAUUUCGUCAGCAGACCGCAAAGCAAAGAUCAACAUCCAAGCUGACAAUGCUCGUGGACUUUCCCCUUUAUGGUUUCGAUAUGACACCUCAUCUGGCGCAUGGUGGGGUCCAACCUAAUCACACAAAUGUCACAACACUGGGGGCACUGGGCUGGUCUCCCUGGAAAAAACCUCGAACUCGUCAUCACAAUAUUCCCAAAUACGAUGAGAAUGUUUACGAUCUUUAUGCCAUCUGCAAUCAUCAUGGGCAGGACUUACAGGGUGGACACUACACUGCCUUCUGCAGGAAUCCUUACGACACUCAGUGGUACUGCUUCGAUGACACCAGAGUUGAGGCUGUCAAUGACACGAAUUUAAUUACAAAUGCUGCCUACAUGCUGUUUUAUCAGAGAAGGAGCAGCAAUUCCGCUGGCAAUUCCUCUGCUGCUUCCACCAGUUCCACAGGGUCUGGCAUCGACCACUGGGUGUCCAGGAUGCCCCCUUUUUAUUUCAACAAUAAAAAUAGUAGUGGAGUUAUUACGAAUAACAAGCAGAGCAAGUCGCAGGAGGUACUCUGCCAGGAGAAAAUUGUUGAGGAGAAAAAUCUUAAUAAUUUUAAUCGUGGAUGUCGUAAUUAUGCUACUCUGCAGCCCGGUAAGAGGCACGUCGCUACGGAAAUUGGAGAUGAGACUGGCGAGAUUGAUCAUUAUUCUGAUGAUGAAGCACCGUCUAGGAGAGAAUGGGCCUCGCCAAAACCAGUAAGAAAGACGUCCUCAAUAACGCUGACACCAAGUCAACCGUCAGCGAUAAUUCACAAUGCCCACAGUGAUCCAGACACAGCUGUAAUUCACGAAUCAACAUUGUAACAUACAAUUUGAGCCAGAUAGCAAUCUGGCUGUGGACUAGAGUGCCUGGACUGGUUUUAUUCACCACAUACUAAGAUGAUUACAGUAGUAUGUUAGCCAAGAAUAUUUGGAUAUUUCAAAUAAUUUCCAAUCAUAGGCAAAUUAAUUGCUCACACCUACGUGUAAUUGUCUUUUAAUACUGUUUUUUCGUCAUUUUCGUGAGCAACGAGAGAUCUCAGAUGAACAUUUCGAAUUAACAAUCCUACACUGAUUUUUUUUUCAUGUAACUGAAGACUAUCCUCUGAAAGUGCGUGUCGUACAUUUUUUUAGAUUCGUAUUAUCGAGAGAAAUGCAGAGAUUUUUGCGCCUGAAGUGUUGGCUUUUGCGAAUAACUGAGUUGAAGUAGCAAAACGUACGAAAAAAUUUGAUGGAGAAGCCUAGUGAGUUCGAUAGAAAAUUCGGUUGGAUUUCUAUUCAACUUCUAUUGAGGAAUUCCACAGCUUUACUGCGUUUGUUUAUAGAAAAUUUCCAAUAGAAGCUAUUUUAUAGAAAAAAUCACUAGAAUUUCGUCGUUCCAUACAACUUUUUC
Molecule: messenger RNA, 3807 nt
Organism: Diachasma alloeum
Lineage: Eukaryota; Metazoa; Arthropoda; Insecta; Hymenoptera; Braconidae
Product: ubiquitin carboxyl-terminal hydrolase 31
Exons: 5
Coding region: 468-3239 (923 amino acids)
Biological process (GO): protein deubiquitination
Molecular function (GO): cysteine-type deubiquitinase activity
Source: RefSeq, a predicted model, not a curated record